This is a messenger RNA of Bombyx mori (domestic silkworm), 6850 nucleotides long. It is a transcript of the gene Ge-1, whose product is annotated as enhancer of mRNA-decapping protein 4. The transcript is spliced from 25 exons. Gene Ontology annotation, biological process: deadenylation-independent decapping of nuclear-transcribed mRNA. NCBI's taxonomy places the organism in Eukaryota, Metazoa, Arthropoda, Insecta, Lepidoptera, Bombycidae. The coding region runs from base 344 to 3649 and encodes 1101 amino acids. The record is from RefSeq and is a predicted model, not a curated record. Gene Ontology annotation, cellular component: P-body. Gene Ontology annotation, molecular function: protein binding.
GGAAGUGAAUUAUACAAAGCUCAAAUAAACAUUUGCAUGUCCAUUCGUGUGAGAAAAUGAAUUAUAGCCGUUAGAUGUGGCUUCUCGAGUUCUUUCAAAAGUCUACUGAAAUUUCAUUAAUCGAGAAGAUAACAAGAUAGGUAAUAAUUGAAGAAAUGAAAGUGACAGUGAUCCCUGGCAACACUGAAAACAAUUGUCAAUUCAACAAUUUUUGCAAUUUGUCAAUGCACAGGUUCUGCGAUUUGCGGUUUGCAUUCUUCAAAUCUGCAUAAUUUUUGCGAUUACAGUAUUAAUUCAGUUUCUACUAAGGAAUUCAUGUGGAAAACUGAAAAAUAGACGUAAAAUGCAACCACCAACCAUGUUACCUAAGCUUUCAGAUACAACUCAGACGAUAGCAUUUGCUGAAGGAGAUGGUAUGAGCUGUAUAGAAGUUUACUCUUCGGAUGUGGUCGUGACUAUCAACACCGGUAACCAUGAUCAUGGUAGCUCAAAAGUGAAGUUGAAGAAUCUUGUAGAUUAUAACUGGGAGCCCAAGUUUUAUCCUGGGCAGCUUCUAGCCAUUCACAUCAGUGGAAAGUACCUGGCAUACUCUAUUAAAGCUCCUAAUACAGCUAACCCAGGUACUUGCAGUGGUAUGGUUAGAGUUGUGUACAACCUUGAACCAGGAACUGAUCGUCGUGCUCUCAUCAAGGGAAUGAAGGGGGAGGUCCAAGACUUAUCAUUUGCCCAUAUUCAAAACGAGAUAGUAUUGGCUUGCAUCGAUGAACAGGGCAACUUUUAUGUUCAUGAGAUUGAAGCAACUGACAGUGGACUGAGAUGUACACUAAUCGCUGAGAUUCGUGAAGAUACAGGUAUUGUGGGAUCAUUCCACAGAGUUGUGUGGUGCCCUUAUAUACCCGAUGAAGAAGACGAUGACCCUGAUGAAGAUGUGGAUAGACUUCUGCUGACGACUCAUGCUAAUACUGCCCGCAUCUGGAACAUGCGCGUGAUCGCGAGGGCCGUGGCGGGCACGGAGGGGGUGGGGGGCGCGGGUGCGCUGGCGGGCGGCGCGGGCACGCUGUCCGCGGGCGGGCACGCCGCCGACCUGGUGGACGCCGCCUUCUCGCCCGACGGCACCGCGCUCGCCACCGCCGCCGCCGACGGAUACGUCAUGUUCUUUCAGGUGUGCAUGCAGAACCGGAGCCCCCGCUGCCUGCACAAGUGGCAGCCGCACGACGGGAAGCCCCUCAGCUGUCUCUUCUUCCUCGACAACCACAACAACUACAACUCUGAUGUUCAGUUCUGGAAGUUUGCCGUGACCGGCGCGGACAACAACACCUGCAUCAAGAUAUGGUCGUGCAAGUCCUGGAACUGCCUGCAGACCAUCUCGUUCGCUCCUGAAGUGCCCAACGAGAGCAGUCUCGGUUUGAAGGUGAUGCUGGACAGGAGCGCGCGGUUCCUGGUGGUGUCAGCGGCGAGCGGCCGCGCGCUGUACGUGCUGGGCGUGGCGCGCGACGCGGCCGACACGCACGCACACUGCACCGCGCUCGCGCACUUCCUGCUGCCCUUCCCCGUGCUCAGCUUCUGCAUCGCCGACGCGGAAGAACAGACCGCGAAGUGCGAGUCCAGCUGCUCCGACCCGUUCCACCGCAGCGAGUCCGCCGACCCCGCCGGGCCCUCGCCCGACGACUUCGACCUCCAGCCGGACGUGGCGGACUCGGGCUCGGAGUGCGGGUGCGUCGGGCGGGCCGCCUUGCGCCUCUACGUGGUGCAGCCCAAGGGCCUGCAGGAAGGGCGGCUGGCCUUCGCACUGCCUGCAGGCGGCGCGCCCGAGGAGCAGGGCGGCGAGGCCGGGCCGGCGGCCGUGCCCUCCAGCAUCCUGCAGCAGCAGAGCCAGCAACUCAAGAACCUGCUCAUGAGGUCACAGGUACACAACGAACAGACAGAUACGCAGCCCGGGAGCCUCAUCGGUCAGAGGGCGGAGUCUCCGCCGAUCCCUCCGCAGCUCAACCUCAUGACGCCCGACGCGUUCAGCUCGCCGGGCAAGAGGGAGGAAGAGGAUCCGCCGCUGUCGGCCACGCCUGACGUCAGCGCCAAGCCGCGCGGCUCCGUCGGAGGGGACGCCGACCGCGCCAAGGGAGCCGAGGGCGCGGGCAAGCCCACCUCGGGGGGGUCCAGUCCCAGCCGGGAGGUGCAGGAGAUCAUGGCGCACAAUGACGACGCCUUCUUCGCCGACAACCUGGAGGAGGAGUCGCCGGCGCCGCCCGCCGCCGCCCGCCAGCCGGAGCCCUUCCCGGACAAGCCGCCGCCGCCGCCGCUCGCGCUCCCGCACUCCAACGGCGACACCUCGUGGCCGCAGAUAUCCAUAGCGCAGAUAACGGAAGCGAACCAACGCAAGGCGUCCAGCGACAAGUCGGGCGCGCAGAGCCAGCCGCUCGGCGCCGCGUGCGACGCGCGACUCGACCUGCUCGAGCACAAACUGGACAAAAUCACAGAGUUGCUGCAGCAGCAGGGUCGCGAGCUGCGGGCCCUGCGCGGCGCCACGUGGUGUCCGCGGACCGCACUGGACGAAGCGCUGCAGGCACACGCACAGGCCUUAGAUAAUGCUGUCACACUAGGGUGGGAGCGCAUGUCGGCGGCGGGCGAGGCUGCGGGCGCGGCGGCGGGCGCGGGCGCGGCGCAGGCGGCGGGCGCGGGGGCGGCGCGCGCGCUGGAGCCGCUGGUGGCCGCGCUGCAGCACGAGCUCGCCGCCAAGCUCACCGCCACCGACCAGCUGCUCAGGGACAACAUCGACAAACUAGUCAACAGCAAGGCGGUGUCGGAGCGGCUGAGCUCGUCCAUAGCGCGCUGCGUGUCGGAGCAGGUCCGCGAGUCCUUCCGCGCGUCGGUGACGGACAGCCUGCUGCCCGCCAUGGAGCGCGCGCACGCACAGAUCUUCCGACAAGUCAACAACGCCUUCCAGAACGGGACUAAAGAGUUCGCAGCUCACACGGAGGCCGCAGCCCGCGCGGCGGCGGAGCGCGGCGGGGCGGCGGCCUGCACCGCGCUGCGGGCCGCGCUGGACCGGCACGCCGAUACGCUGGCGCAGCACCCGCGCCUGCUGCUGCAGCACGCCACGCAGGCCGUGCGGGACGCGGCGCACAGCGUGCUGGAGAAGGAGCUGCUGUGGUGGCGCGAGCAGGCCCGCUCGGCGUCGCUGACGUCACGCGCGCACUCGCCGCACACGCCGCACGCGCACAACCCGCUCGACCGACAGAUGCAAAUAUCUCAAGUGCAAAACAUGAUCUCAUCGGGUGACGUGAACGGCGCCUUCCAGCUGGCCUUGUCCGCCUCGGACCUGUCCCUCGUGGUCACAGCCUGCAGGUCGGCCGAGCCUUCACUGGUGUUCGGGCCCCCCUGUCAGCUCAAGCAGCACGUACUGCUAUCAUUAGUUCAGCAACUGGCCGCCGAUAUGUCCAAGGACACGCAGCUCAAGCACAGGUAUCUAGAGGAAGCAGUAAUGAACCUGGAUACGUCUAGUCCUGUGACCCGUGAGCAUCUGCCAGGAGUCGUAGCUGAACUGCAGCAGCAAGUGUCGGCCUUCGUGACCGCCUCGCCCUCGCACCCGCUGGCUCGCAGACUGCGCAUGUUGCUGCUGGCCUCUGAUGCUCUGCUCAAGGCCACGGUGUGAACCGCAUGCUGUUCUUCCAUCAGCAACAACUCGACUCAGUGAUACAGUUGUAGUGGUGUGUGAACACGUGAUGUGGGGUUACCCAAGUGCGGGGAGUGCUGAACAUUUGUGAUAGUUAAGUGUUUAAAGCUUGUGGAAAGUUUGCUGAAAUUAGCGUAAGUUGUAAUGUGCUAGUUGGAUUUACAAUUUUUAUAUAAAAGAUUUUCCCGAGGACCUGCUAAAACUCCUUCUUGAGGUCUCCUCUUAUUGCGCUGUAAAGGUCUAUUCAUCAUUUUUAAGACUUAUUUUAUGGUGGACUCCAAAUCAUUCAGAAACAAUAUUCGAGAAAACUGUUUUAUUUUCAUGUAAAUGUCUAAAUCAAUCUUAAUCUUUGGUAUCCAAUGUUUAUCUUACAUAGUAAAUUAAAUUGCUUACAAACACAUCUCACAACUCCCUUCAAACAUUUUAAUUGUGAAAUUUAUAAUUGCAGUCCAAACUAAAAGUGAAAGUAAUUAAAUAAAGGUUCUACUAGUUGAUACACUAUGUUUGCCGACAUACAAUAUGGAAUCCUCAUGAGCCUAAUUCUGGUAUAAAUUAGAAUACGUUCUGAAGAAUGUUCAGCAAUCGAGACAGUUGCUUAUCAAGCGGUGAAUGGCGGAAUAAGUGUUUUUCUAACUAUAACAUUUAGUUACAGCUUAAUGUCGAGGUUGUGAGAUUAAACUCUCAUCUGCUUUAAAACAAACUCUAAAUAUAUAUAUUAUGAGUACAAGUACAUUAUUGACCAAAAUCUGAAUCACACUAUUGGAAUUUCCAAGAUAAGCUUCUGAAAAUAUAAAUUCCGAACAAUAGCAUUCUGACCAUCAGUCUACCUACUGAGUAAAUGAUACGCUCUCGGAUUUCCCCCUUGUAUACUGACUAAGACAGUAUUUCAAUUUACUAAUUCUACUUUAUUAGUACAUUUUGAUGGAGACUAAUAAAAUCAUACCGGGCAACUACCCAUAAAGUAAUCUUCCAUUUUGAAAUAUACAUCUCUUUCAUUUUUAUCAUGUGUUCAUUACUUUUAUAUAUUAAUGACAUUCCUCAUAUUAUUGUUUUGCUUUUCGAAGAUUCUAUAAAUAAAUUCGUAUAUUUUAUAAAAAAUAUAAAAUGCGCAUUAUAUUAUAUUCUUUGUCAUGUUCAAUUGGUAAUCAGGUUUAAAAAAAUUAGCUUAUCACCGCUUCUGAUAUUGAUUGGUGCAACUUUAAUUUUAACUAACACAAGGAGUUUACAUUGAUCCUCUUGAUAAUCGUACCAUAAUUAUUGAAUUCUGUCAAAAUCUCAUAAAAUAUUUAUGGUACACGAAAAGGUACCCUUAUAUUCAUCAUCAAUCUUUUUUUAUCUCUGUUAUCAGUCUUAGUUCCCGUUCUCAUGGUAAUUAUGAAAAAAAUAUAUUAAUAAAUGAAUAGUUAUUAUAAAUACUCCUAUAAAGUGUCGGAACUGAGUUAAUGUUACUGUAAUGUUUAUAUGAGUAUACACAUAUUAUGUCAUAAUUAUAAUUUUUGUUGAUUAAUUAAUGUUGUUGUGUUUUAAAUUAAGUUUCUUCUAAUUUAAAAGUAAAUUGAGGCCCAAAACCUUUAAAGUAUAACGUACAUGUUCGUAAAAGUUGAAAUGCAAACUGUAAGAAGAACAAUUCUCUAUUUGUAACUGAUUGAAUGUACGAAAUACGAAAGUUUAGACAUAAAGAAAGAUUUUAUUUUAUUUUAUAACCAAAUCAUCAGUUCGUUUAAGUUUCGUUAGCAACUUAUCUUGUGUUUGUGUUGCCAGAAUUACUUUAACCUAAAAACAAAAAUAUGUUCUGUUUUUCAUAUAUAUAUAUAUAUUACAUUAAUAAUAGUGAUUGUUAAAAGAAAAAUGAAUGAUAGAUAUGUUUUGUAAUGUAAGUUAAGAAGACACAUUGAUGCUGUACGGUGACUACAUAUUAUAUUAUCUUUAAAAUAAUAUAAAACUAAAAUUAAUAGAAUGACUAAAUAUUAAAGGUCAAAUAAAUUCAAUUAGGAAAAAGCAGUUGAUUCUACUCUUUAAAGAUUAAAAAGUGAUGGUGGCAUUUGAUGUAAUAUGAUAAAAAUAGCAAACUGAGAAAUGUAAAAUGGAAUUAAAUGUACAAUUUCGCGAAUUCCUACUAUUCGAUAUUUAAUGUUUAGUAACAUAUUUAAUCUAUAUUAUCAGAAUAUAUAAAAAAUAAAUAGCAAACUACGCAUAUUUUUGUAAUAAGAAAAUUGUAUAGCCCUUGUUGCCUCUGGUAGUGUAAAAUAAUUAUUUACUGAAGUCUUAAAUUUAAGUCGUUUCAUAUAGAAAGCAGCAUUACAUCUCAGAAUACAUCACAUGCCUCCCACAUUAAAAAAAACUAUUGUCUUUUAUUUAUGAUUGUAAGUGAUUUGUUAAUGAUUGUAGUGAAGCCCACAUGCCACUCACAUAUCAUAUUUUUGUAUCUCAUUUAUAACUAGUGUUAGGAUAUUUUCAUAGACAUUAGAAAUCAUAUGUGGUUCAUAUUAAAAAAAAACUGCUUUGCUCUCGUAAUUAUUUAUAUAUGAAAAAAAUAACAAAAUAACUAAGAUACCAUGAAAACUAUUUUUGAAAUGACCGUCUAAGUCGUAACCUUAAUUAAUAAUGUUAUGAAAUGAUAUUCGGUACAGAGUUCUCACAUGUUUUUAAAUUACAAAUAAUAAGAAAAUUAUAAAUUUGGAAUUUUUUAUUCUAGUUUUUAGUUUCACUUGUAAAGCCUGUGAAAAUUUAAAAGAUUUUUUAAUAUUAUGUUUUCUAAACUUAAAUAGAAAUGAAAUUCUUUGAGUACCAAUGAAAGGAUUAACUCACAUCUCGCUGGAUUUUCAAGCUAUGAACAACCAAGAAUAUAUUGGUUGCAAUUGGCUAUAGUUGUCUUAAGUUAUUACUUGAAAUUUGCCGUUCGUGAACAUUAGCCGAGUAUCAAAUCUUAACUACUCGACUUAGACAAUAAGGUUGCUUUUUCUUUAGUGCUUUGCCUACAGUAUUUAUAUAAAACCGCCUAAAGGUUAUGUUUUUCUAGUGAUCUGUUUAUCUCUUGUAGAAUAAUACUUAAUGAACUUGUUUUAGUUCAGUUUGUAGGAAAACAACUAAAACAAGCUUAGUUUGAUAUCUCCUGGUCGUAAUUGUGAUUUCAGCAAUAAAAUUAUUUUUUCAAUUAAUAAAUAUGAAUACUUAAACGAA